AUGGAAAAACUUUCAAAUCGUGCACAAAAUUUAGUUAAAGAUAUAUCACCAAUAUUAUCAACAUAUAUGUUUGUUAAAUUAAAUGAAUAUGAUGAUAUUAAAAAUCCAAAUGGUAUAUGUAAUUUGGGUGUAGCAGAAAAUCAAUUAACAGAAGAUUUAUUAACAGAAAAAAUAAAAUCAAUACAAACAUGGAAAUCUGAUUAUAAUUAUUAUCCAAAUUCACAAGGUGAAUUAAAUUUACGUCAAGAAUUAUGUCAAUUUUUUCAUCAUGUAUUUCAAUUGGAUAAUCAUGUAAAACUUUUACCUGAACAAAUGUUGAUUUCAGCGGGUGCUAGUGGUACAUUGUCAUUAAUAUGUUAUAUGGUAGCUGAUAUUGGAGAUGUCAUUUUAACAACAUCACCCUAUUAUACAGCGUUUGAUUUCGAUAUUAAUGCUUUGACACAAAAUACGAUAUUUCGUUGUCCAUUACUCGAUCAAGAUAAAGGUUUAUUUUGUUUAAAUGUUGAUGUUUAUCGAUAUGGAUAUGAAAAAGCAUUAGAACAAGGUUUUAAACCUAAAGCUUUAAUUAUAGUUAAUCCUCAAAAUCCAACAGGUGAUAUAUAUGAUGAAGAUAUAAUCAGACCAAUAUUAGAAUUUGCAUAUGAAAUGAAACUACAUGUUAUUGUUGAUGAAAUAUAUGCUUUAAGUUUAUUUCAAACAUCAAUAUCAAAUAAAUUUCAAUCAAUAUUAAAUUAUAAAUCAAUACCAGAUCCAGAACGUACACAUUUUUUAUGGUCAUUUAGUAAAGAUUUUUCUAUGUCAGGUAUACGUAUAGGUGUUGUUUAUACAGGUACAACAUUUUUUUGUCCAAUAGCAAAAAAAAUUAAUUUUCUUAUGACACCAUCUAUAUCAAUACAAGAAACAAUAACAACAUUAAUUAAAGAUAAACAAUGGUUAAAUUAUUAUAUUGAAAUAAAUCAAAAACGUUUAACUCAACAAUAUUUAUAUGUUAAACAACAAAUUGAAUUAAUUAGUCAACAUCGUAUUAAAAUAUAUGAAUCAAAAGCUGGAUUUUUUAUUUGGGCUGAUUUUCGUUCUAUAUUAAAAGAAAUAACAAUUGAUGAAGAAUUAAAAUUAUUUCAAAUUAUAUUUAAUUCAAAAUUAUAUAUUGCAUGUGGAUAUAAUUUAGGUUGUAUUCAACCAGGUUGGUUUCGUAUUAUAUUUUCAUUAAAGCAAACAUGGAUUGAUGAAGGUUUAAAACGAUUAAAAUUAGCUCUAGAUAUAUAUGAAAAUAAUAUCUAA
Didymodactylos carnosus is the source of this 1281-nucleotide messenger RNA. Lineage: Eukaryota; Metazoa; Rotifera; Eurotatoria; Philodinida; Philodinidae. The record is from the annotation of a GenBank genome assembly.